UUUGAGUUAUGUUGGAUGAGCGUGUGGCAUCUCUGAAGCGAAAUCGCCAUUAGCGUUGUUUCUUAAUCACAAUAUAGUAUAUCUUGAAGUAUUCUGUUCUUAUGAUUUAUUCUAACUGUACACUAAAUGCAACGAUAUGAAAUAUCUUCGACGGUGCUCAGAGUUGCAGUGUUUGCUUAUGCAAUUUACGAACUCAAAAACUUUAUCGGGUGUUUAACAGAUCCACUUUAUAAUCAAACGAUCAAGAUAGUAACAAAUUCUCGGGAAUGCAUACGCGUAGUUAAUACGCUACGAACCCAUUGCCAGGAGCACCCAAUUCUUGGACUCGAUUGUGAAUGGGUAAGUGAACGAGGCAGGCGCUACCCUGUGGCCCUUCUGCAAUUGGCAACGCACCGUGGAUUCUGCGCACUAUUCCGGCUGUGCGAGAUGAGGCGGAUUCCUUCUGAGUUGCGUAAUCUUUUGAAUGAUCCCAGUAUUUUGAAAGUCGGUGUUGCUCCGGACGUAGAUGCAAACUAUUUGGAGGAGGAUUACAAUAUUCGUGUAAUAAGAACACUGGAUUUACGACACCUAGCGAGGGACAGUGGUUUUCCGUGGCCAUACGGGAUGGCUAAUUUGGCUAAAAAUGCGUUGGGGAUUACGAUGGAUGAGGACGGGACUAUUAGUGCCUCUGACUGGGAGUCCUCGGAUUUAACUGAUCGGCAGAUUAAGUACGCAGCAAACGAUGCACAUGUGGCGGUGGAACUGUUUGAAGUACUUGCUAAGCGGUUUGUAUCACGAGGAAGUUUUACGUCACAAAGAGACUGGUUAGAGCGGGUGAUGAAGUGCGUGGAAUAUUGCAUUGAUCAGCCAUUUGUAGACACAAGUAUAGUUUUCAAAACGUAAGAAAAAGAACUCGAUUUAUAAUGCAUCCAGCAAGUAGCAACUUGCCACUAGGCGGCGCUACGACCCGCCAGUAUACAAACUUGAAUGCAAUGAUGAUUUACGCAUGCGAACAUGUCAUGAUGAUGUUCAAUAUAUUUAACGUAUAACAGCCAAUCAUGCUUCUAUCUGCAACCUGGAAAAUACUUUGAAUGGACCAUUCUGAUAGAAUAGGAAUUAAGAAUCUCUACAUACAUCGAUAUAGCUUAAUUUUAUUGUAACAGUACAUUUUUUGAACCCUUAAGGGGUUAAGUUUGAAUUUUUAUAAAGGUAUGUAGCCAUAUUUUUUAUGAAAUACUUGUUAUACGUUUAGGGUAGUACAAUGUCCAAUUUGCAAAAUCCACUUGACAAAAUAAAAAAAAUUUAUAAUUGUCGAAGCUAUAGCAAUUUCCGCAAAACGCUUUGUUUUAAAGAGAUUUGCCGUGACUACGAUUCCAGUCCAACAGCUCAACAGAAACCAUCACACUAAAAAAAAUCAUUAGUAUAUGUACCUAUGGUGUCUGUUGGAUUGCGGCUCGUGGGUCGAGUUAAAACUCCCAAACACCAUCGGCAUUGACUUCCAACAAUUCCAAAUCCAGCGUUACCUCCUUUUCUACCUUUACUGAUCUGUAGGCCUUUCUUACACUGUUCCCUGAUGUUCAAUCCUUUCCUUUCCUGUAGAUGUUCCUUCUCCAAAGUGUCCCACUUCCUUCCAAAAUUGUAUCCUAGUUCAUAGGUGAAAUUCGGUUCCGAAUAAAAGUACCACUUCCGAAUAACGUUCCGAAUAAUAAUCACUUUAUUGAAACUAAACAAUACACAGAUUUAUUGUAAAAGAUGCGCGUGUAGAGGCCGUGUUUAUUUAAAGGCAAUCGGUUGGCUACUGACAGGCCAGAAUUUUUUCCUACUAUCUUCUACCUACUAUCGUUCGGAUCUGCAUACUACUUCGCUAUCAUACAAUCAGUGUAUGUGAUAACAAUUAGAGAUGCUCCUUUUUCUUUUAGACGAUAAGAGUAUAACAGUUAGUUUAUAGUUUAGGAUAAUGUAGGCAUAGCAAAAUUUAGAUACUAACUACUAAUUGCAACAUUACCGGUCCCCUUGAACUAGUUUCAACUAUAUAAUCUAGACAUAUAACACUAAAAUUGACCAUUAACAAUAGAAAGCUUAUAUCUAACAAACAUGUAAAAUUUAAGGACCUUCUGUACUCUCUUCUGCUAUGGCAUUUUUGUGUUCCGAUGGCAGUGGACAUAUUCGGCAUACGGGUCUUCUGUAUAUUCCGUUUGCUGUCUUUACAGUCACUACGCGAACGAUACCUUUUUCACCAGGAUGCACCUCGAUGAUUCUGGCUAAAGGCCAGCGCAGUGGUGGCAGGUUGUCCUCUCGUAGUACCACGAUGCUACCGAUACGAAUUGGGCUUGGUUGCAGAUUCUUGCUCGAUGUUUGUUACCUGCGCAAUGUCGAGCAACACAAACCCCUGGGAAAACGGGGCAACAACCAACAUGAGCUCAACCAUGAGCCAAAUUGACAUAUGGAGGAUUAUGAAGGGAAGUAAAAAGAGCUUGAAAAUCAGGCUUGCAACUACGUAGCGAUAUAUAAAACUAACCUAAAAUUAAUGCUAAAUGGAAUUAACCUAUCAUAAAAACAAUCAUUGCCGUGAACUAAUCGAGAGCGUAAAGGUAACUAAAUUGGAAUCUGAAUUGAAAUCUUAAACCUACUUAAAUUUACUUAUGUACUUAAAUCUACUUAAAUCUAUGAUUUGUUAGCAUCGCAGUUUCCUGGGCGAAGAAUAGGUGUAGGCCAGAUAACCGAUAAAAUUGGCAAGCAGACCGAGAAUCACUAAACGUAAGUUAGCGCAGGGUCUUACUAAAGAACAAUGAAUUAAGAUAGCCGUCCAAUUUCAGGAACUUUUUAUUCAAUAAAUCUGAAUACGGAGCCGGAAA
Molecule: messenger RNA, 2834 nt
Organism: Topomyia yanbarensis
Lineage: Eukaryota; Metazoa; Arthropoda; Insecta; Diptera; Culicidae
Product: exonuclease 3'-5' domain-containing protein 2-like
Exons: 2
Coding region: 127-882 (251 amino acids)
Biological process (GO): nucleobase-containing compound metabolic process
Cellular component (GO): cytoplasm; nucleus
Molecular function (GO): 3'-5' exonuclease activity; nucleic acid binding
Source: RefSeq, a predicted model, not a curated record